AUGCUUCUGAAUGGAUUGGAUAUCCGAAAUAUAUUUUUCCCUGGAAGCAAUUUUCACAGUCUGAAGGAUGGAGAUAUUCCAAUGUUGCCAAAUCUUACGCAGCUGAGUUUCGCAAGAAAUCAGAUUAAACCUAUAAGUUUAAAUGUGUUACAGCCCCUUCCUGCUUUGCAGCUUUUAGAUCUCAGUGGUAAUAAGCUUAACAAUGUGCCACCAGCAAUAUUUAAGCAUUCCACACUAGAAAUAUUAGAUUUAAGUAAUAAUCGACCUGAACACGGAUUCGCAGUUCCGGGAGAGUCUGAAAAGUUAGAAGAAACAAUAUCUAAUCUGAGAGUUCUGAACUUGAGUAACACCCCUGUGAAUGUUCUUCCUAAUAAUUCCUUUCAUGUUUUCCCCAAACUAACUCAGCUGAUCCUCAGAAACUGUUCUAUAUUUCAAUUCAGUGAACUAGCUUUUCUAAGUCUACCCAAAUUAGAAAUAUUGGACUUGACGAGAAAUAAGAUAGUGUCUACAUACAAAACCACAUUCGCCGUAUUGCCCAAACUUCGGGUCCUAAACCUGCAGAGAAACAUCAUUAGCUUUGCAGAUUCAACUAUAGAAUUCAGUCCUCUUCAAAACCUUCACGUUCUCAACCUUUCCUUUAACAACAUAACGUUUCUAAAUCAUGCGAAUUUUGCUGCAAUUACGACCGUUUCAUUGGAUCUCAGAGGAAACAAACUGGAUCCCUGGACAACCACCACCUUCAGUGAAAUAGUUAAUUUAAGUGACCUACACCUAGAAAGUUCUUCCCUAACACUUCUAAACAGAAUUAUGUUAAAUGACCUGAAACAAAUCGAGAACGUUAGUCUUGAAAACAACCCGUGGGACUGCCUAUCGUGUGACCUAAUCCACCUACAACAGUGGCUCCAAAGUCAACAAAGUAUGCUAAAUGAUUUUUCAAAUUAUAUAUGUCACUACCCUAAAUCGUUAAGGAAUACAAAAGUGCUCGAUGCGCGGUAUAAUGUAGAAGCUUGUGUUAUUUUACCGUUUAAUGUUGUUCUUUAUGUUGUUACACCACUGACAUGUGUGACUGCUUUUCUAAUCAUGUUUGUCAGUGUUUGUUACUGGUACAGGUGGUACAUUCGCUAUUUCCUGUUCCUUUGCCGUAUCAAAGUAAGUAAUUUUCGUGAGAAAAAACUCUCUGACAGUUACCUUUAUGACGCUUUUGUAUCUUACUGUGACAGCGAUCUCGCUUGGGUUGUCCAAAAACUUGUUCCUAUGUUGGAAAAUCAAGAAGGAGGACUUCAUUUAUGCCUUCACGAUCGCAACUUUUUAGCAGGUUUAUCAAUCGAACAAAAUAUUAUCGAGAGUAUCGACAAAAGUAGAAAAACUGUUUUCAUUCUAUCACCGAGUUUUCUAAAAAGCCAGUGGUGUAUGUAUGAAAUAAAAAUAGCUCAGCAUCGGUUGUUAGAAAACAAUCGUAAUUCUCUGGUAUUGGUCAAGAUAAAGAAGAAA
This is a messenger RNA of Limulus polyphemus (Atlantic horseshoe crab), 1491 nucleotides long. RefSeq names its product toll-like receptor 6. Gene Ontology annotation, molecular function: protein binding; transmembrane signaling receptor activity. The annotation marks the transcript as partial. The record is from RefSeq and is a predicted model, not a curated record. NCBI's taxonomy places the organism in Eukaryota, Metazoa, Arthropoda, Merostomata, Xiphosura, Limulidae. Gene Ontology annotation, biological process: immune response; toll-like receptor signaling pathway. The transcript has a single exon. Gene Ontology annotation, cellular component: membrane.